Aphanomyces invadans is the source of this 2057-nucleotide messenger RNA. RefSeq lists its product as hypothetical. The coding region runs from base 88 to 1884 and encodes 598 amino acids. NCBI's taxonomy places the organism in Eukaryota, Oomycota, Saprolegniomycetes, Saprolegniales, Verrucalvaceae. Gene Ontology annotation, biological process: magnesium ion homeostasis. The transcript has 8 exons. The record is from RefSeq and is a predicted model, not a curated record.
GGCGGUGACGUCCAUGCGACAUGCCGCGGUCCUCCGGCGUGCGUCGGCCAGAUUCAAACGUUUCCACCACUGAAGCAGUCCCCGUGCAUGGACGCUCUUGUUCGCCGCCAUUUAGAUGCAGCCCCGAACGCGUUUGAUGCGCUGCCCACUGGAGAAAAAGUGUUUCAAGUCGGAUUGGUCGUCCUCCUCGUGCUGUUGGCGGCGCUCUUCUCGGGGCUUACCCUUGGCCUCAUGUGCCUCGACAAGUUUGGGUUGCAGAUUGUCGUCGACGCGGGAGAAGACCCCCACGCGACGGACGACGAAAAAAACAAUGCAAAGUAUGCCAAGAAGAUUCAAAAGGUCCGCAAGGACGGGCACCUCCUCCUCACGUCGCUGCUCAUUGCCAACGUGUCUGUCAGUACGAUCCUCUCGAUACUGCUGGCCGACAUGACAUCCGGCGUCACGGGCUUUCUCAUUUCAACCGUGGUGCUUGUCCUGUUUGGCGAACUCCUUCCUCAAGCGCUGUGCUCGCGCCAUCCUCUUUACAUUGGCGCAAAGUCGCUCCCGAUCGUGUGGUUCUUCGUUGUGGCGCUCUACGUCAUUUCAAAGCCGAUCGCGCUGUGUUUGGACUGGUUGCUCGGCCGUGAAAUCGGCAACUUGUUUUCCAAACGCGAGAUUGGCAAGAUGCUCGAUAUUCACGUGAAGCAAAACAUGUUGGACCCCGACGAGACGGACAUCAUGCGCGGCGCGUUGCAUUUCAAGAGCAAGGUCGUCGCCGCCGUCAUGACGCCGAUCGACAAAGUGUACUCGCUGCCGACAACGACCAAGUUGGACCUAGCCACGAUCCGCCACAUUUACCAACAAGGCUACAGUCGCAUCCCGGUCUACCACAAGGACAUCAACGACAUCGUGGGGCUCAUAUUUGUCAAGGAUCUCAUCUUUGCCGACCCGUCCGAAGCAACGACGCUGCUGCAUUUUGUCCACGUGUUUGGGCGAGGCGUGCACCGCGUAUGGCCAGACUCGACGCUCGGCGACGUGCUGCAGGCGUUCAAAAUGGGCCGCACCCACCUUGCUUUGGUGCACGACGUCAACAAUGCUGGGCCCGGCGAUCCGUUCUACGAGACCAAAGGCAUUGUCACCCUCGAAGACAUCGUGGAAGAGAUCUUGCAAGCCGAUAUCUACGACGAAAGCGACCAAAUCGAUGCCGAUGUGACGAGGAAGAACCGACUGAGCCACCGCAGCUACGAUACGGGAGUCGGCCGCGUGCUCCAGGACACCAUGCAUGCGAAAAAGCUAGCGAAACCAGAGGCGGAUGCUUUGGCCAAACACUUGGUCGCGGUGGAGCCUGUGUUUCGCACGGCGGGUGCCAACGGCGCUCCGAUGGACGUGGACGCGGUGUCGGCCCUGUUGUGCCAAAGCCAUUUGCUCGAGUUUCGCACGGAAGAGAGCCCUCAUGCUGAGUUGAUGACGGAAGGCCAGGCAACGAACGACUGCUUCGUUGUGUUGCAAGGCCACGUGAACGUAACCUCACACUCGUCCACGGACGGUGCGAGAACCGCAAUUGAAAAGCGUGGCCUGUGGAGUUUGCUUGGGGCACAUGCUUUGCUGGAGCUGGAUGCAGACAGCGACAUCACGGUCGACAUCCCGAGCGACGAGUACGUGCGAUGCCUGCGCAUUUCCCGCCUUGACUUCCAAGCGACGUUGUUUCCCAUGCACAUUGUCGAACAGCCUGCCGUGCUGGCGGAACGCCGUCUCGAAAUUCAGGUCCAUGCCGUCCCGACGCAGCACGGUGUGUCUAGCCAGGCAACCCCCAUCCUUGUCCCGCCAUCCCCAGCGUUCCAUAGUGAUCUCGACCAAAGCAGCAGCACGGUGCCGUACACUCUCGACGCGCGGGAAUCGAUGUAGAAGUGAUUGGCGCAGAAGAACGUCAAGCAAGUCUCCUCCUUCCAUACAUCCUUGGUGUUUCCCGAGGUUUUCACCUCCCACUUUGUGUGCGGAACAGUCCUUCCGUGCUGCUCGCAUCGCUGGGCGUGUUUUGUCGCAAUGAUGCCAAUCGAAUGGAGGUCACAAACUCUCUC